GUCUGUCUGGGGCAGGCAAAACCACUGUGAGUAUGGCCAUAGAGGAAUUUUUGGUGUGCCAUGGCAUUCCCUGCUAUACCCUUGAUGGUGAUAACAUUCGCCAAGGGCUUAACAAGAAUCUUGGCUUCAGUCCUGAAGACAGAGAGGAGAAUAUCCGACGGAUUGCAGAAGUGGCUAAACUUUUUGCUGAUGCUGGACUUGUGUGCAUUGCUAGUUUUAUUUCACCAUACAGCCGGGACCGAGCAAAUGCUAGAAAGAUUCAUGAAGCCGCUGGUUUGCCAUUCUUUGAGGUGUUUGUUGAUGCUCCAUUAGACGUUUGUGAACAAAGAGAUGUUAAAGGAUUGUACAAAAGAGCGAGAGCUGGAGAAAUUACAGGUUUUACUGGAAUAGAUUCAGAGUAUGAAAAGCCAGAAUCUCCAGAACUUGUUUUAAAAACGGAUUCAUGCACAGUGAAUGAAUGUAUUCAGCAAGUUAUAGAUCUCUUGCAGGAAAAG
This is a messenger RNA of Erpetoichthys calabaricus (reedfish), 494 nucleotides long. RefSeq names its product bifunctional 3'-phosphoadenosine 5'-phosphosulfate synthase 1-like. Gene Ontology annotation, biological process: 3'-phosphoadenosine 5'-phosphosulfate biosynthetic process; sulfate assimilation. Gene Ontology annotation, molecular function: ATP binding; adenylylsulfate kinase activity. The transcript is spliced from 3 exons. The annotation marks the transcript as partial. NCBI's taxonomy places the organism in Eukaryota, Metazoa, Chordata, Cladistia, Polypteriformes, Polypteridae. The record is from RefSeq and is a predicted model, not a curated record.